Messenger RNA from Fonsecaea multimorphosa CBS 102226, 1602 nucleotides. RefSeq lists its product as uncharacterized. NCBI's taxonomy places the organism in Eukaryota, Fungi, Ascomycota, Eurotiomycetes, Chaetothyriales, Herpotrichiellaceae. The transcript is spliced from 2 exons. The record is from RefSeq and is a predicted model, not a curated record. The coding region runs from base 1 to 1602 and encodes 533 amino acids. Gene Ontology annotation, molecular function: iron ion binding; heme binding; oxidoreductase activity, acting on paired donors, with incorporation or reduction of molecular oxygen. Gene Ontology annotation, biological process: ergosterol biosynthetic process.
AUGGGUCUGCUUGCGGCUCUCUCAAAAUCGGCCGAGCGCCUCCUUGGUUCCCUACCGACUUGGCAGCUUGUCCUCCUCGGCUUUGCCGCCUUCCUCGUGCUUUCUGUGGUGUGGAAUGUUGUGAGACAAAUCUUGUUGAAAGAGAAAAACGCGCCGCCGGAGGUGUGGAGUUGGUUCCCGGUGCUGGGAAAUACGAUAUGGUACGGCAUGGAUCCCUUCGACUUCUUUUUCACAUGCAAAGCAAAAUACGGCGACGUCUUCACCUUCAUCCUGCUCGGGCGACGAGUAACGGUCUGCUUGGGGACCAAGGGCAACGAAUUCAUUUUGAAUGGCAAACUGAAGGAUGUGAAUGCUGAGGAGAUAUACACUGGAUUGACAACACCUGUCUUUGGCGCAGGCGUGGUGUACGACUGCCCCAACUCAAAAUUGAUGGAACAGAAGAAAUUUGUGAAAUUCGGCCUCACAUUGGAGGCGUUUCAAUCCUACGUCGACUUGAUUUCGAGCGAGACCAAGUCAUUCGUGGAGAAGGGUAAACCCUUUCGGUCCCAUUCCGGGAAAAUUGACAUUGCUCCCGCCAUGGCCGAGUUGACAAUCUACACGGCGUCACGGUCGCUUCAGGGCCCUGAAGUGCGGGCCAAAUUCGACUCGACUUUCGCCGACUUGUACCAUGACCUGGACAUGGGGUUUUCGCCCAUCAACUUUAUGCUCUCGUGGGCUCCCCUCCCGCAUAAUCGCAAACGAGAUAUUGCCCAGAGAAAGAUGGCGGACACGUACAUGGAAAUUAUCCGGCAACGACGCGCUGAUGGCGGCAAACGAGAAAAGGGGGAUCAAGACAUGAUCUGGAAUCUAAUGGGCUGCGUCUACAAGGACGGCACCCCUGUUCCCGACAGAGAAGUGGCGCAUAUGAUGAUUGCGCUUUUGAUGGCGGGCCAGCACUCAUCGUCGUCGACCUCGAGUUGGAUUCUACUGAGACUGGCGACGAGACCAGACAUCCAAGAGGAAUUGUUGGAAGAGCAGAAACGCGUGCUAGGGGAGGACCUGCCGCCCUUGACGUACGAAAAUCUCCAGAAGCUCACCCUCAACGCCAAUGUCGUCAAAGAGACGUUGAGAUUACACGCUCCAAUCCACAGCAUUCUUCGCAAGGUCAAAUCACCGAUGACGAUCGUGGCGAAUACCCCGACCUCGACGAAGACAUAUCAGAUACCGACCUCCCACACACUCCUUUCGGCGCCGGGCGUCACCUCACGAGAGGCCGAGUUCUUCCCUGAGCCAAUGAAGUGGGAACCACAUCGCUGGGAGGAAGGUCACCCACUUGCGUACACCCAACUGGGCCUGGAUAAAGAAGAAUUCGAGGACUACGGAUACGGCAUGAUCAGCAAGGGAGCCGCUUCACCUUAUCUUCCGUUUGGCGCGGGCCGUCACAGGUGCAUUGGCGAGCAAUUUGCCUACGUACAGCUAGGAGCCGUGCUCGCGACGAUGGUGAGAUUGGUGAAAUUUCGACAGAUUGAGGGUCAGAAGCUGGUGCCCACAGAUUACUCGAGUUUGUUUUCGAGGCCAAUGGCGCCGGCUGCGGUGGAGUUUGAGAAGAGAGAGAAGGUGUAA